This is a messenger RNA of Akanthomyces muscarius, 651 nucleotides long. RefSeq lists its product as uncharacterized. Bases 1 to 651 code for a protein of 216 amino acids. Gene Ontology annotation, biological process: iron-sulfur cluster assembly. Lineage: Eukaryota; Fungi; Ascomycota; Sordariomycetes; Hypocreales; Cordycipitaceae. The record is from RefSeq and is a predicted model, not a curated record. The transcript is spliced from 2 exons.
AUGGCGGCCGCCGCGCUCGACAACGCCAACCCGACGGUCCUCAACGCCUCGGAGCUGCCCACGCGCAAGCAAAAGGUCAUCCCCCGGCGCGGACCCGACUCCAAGUAUGCCGAUGUCAUCUUUGCGCGGCCCCCGUACCUCUCGAGCCCGUUUUGCGGCGACGACUACGGCGCGGCCAUUGCCUGGCCCCGCGGCGGUGCUGGCGCCGAUGACGGCGGCCUCUUCGACGACGCUUCGCCCGAGCCGAUUGACGAGCAAGAAAUCUAUGAUCUCAUCUCCACCAUUACCGAUCCCGAACACCCCGUCUCGCUCGGCCAGCUCUCCGUCAUCAACCUCGCCGACAUUCGCAUGACGCCCUCGCCGCGCGCCGGCGAGAUACUGGACGCCAACACGCUCGUCGACGUAUUUGUCGAGAUCACGCCGACGAUUACGCACUGCUCGCUGGCGACGAUCCUGGGGCUCGCGGUCCGGGUGCGGCUCGAGCAGGCGCUGCCGCCGGGCUACCGCGUCGACGUGCGCUGCAAGGAGAGCACGCACGUGCAGGACGACCAGGUCAACAAGCAGCUCGCGGACAAGGAGCGCGUGGCGGCGGCGCUGGAGAAUGACUCGCUGCGGAGCGUGCUGGACAAGAUGCUCGAGACGUGCUACUGA